Telopea speciosissima is the source of this 1790-nucleotide messenger RNA. Its product is annotated as cyclase-associated protein 1-like. The coding region runs from base 76 to 1500 and encodes 474 amino acids. NCBI's taxonomy places the organism in Eukaryota, Viridiplantae, Streptophyta, Magnoliopsida, Proteales, Proteaceae. Gene Ontology annotation, molecular function: actin binding; adenylate cyclase binding. The record is from RefSeq and is a predicted model, not a curated record. The transcript has 10 exons. Gene Ontology annotation, biological process: regulation of adenylate cyclase activity; cytoskeleton organization. Gene Ontology annotation, cellular component: cytoplasm.
GGGUAUAUAAGAAGCAGAGACACCUCUGUAUCAUCCGAAAUUGAAGGGUGAGAGGUAUUGGAUCAGAAACUGUAGAUGGAGGAGAAUCUGAUUCAGAGAUUAGAAUCGGCGGUUGCUCGCCUGGAAGCGCUUUCUACUGGAUUCCAUCAGCCGGGUUCCUCUAACGUUGAUGUAGAUGCUCCGGUCGACGCGACAAUUGUCGCUUACGACGACAUGACAGCGCAGUACCUUUCUAAGGUUUCUGCUGCUGCGGAGAAGAUUGGUGAACAAGUUCUUGAUGUGACUAAGAUUGUAGAGGAGGCAUUCUCUGUUCAGAAGGAGCUUCUCAUCAAUGUCAAGCAAACUCAGAAGCCCGGCCCUGCAGGCCUUGCAGAAUUUCUCAAGCCAUUGAAUGAAGUGAUAACUAAAGCUAAUGCUUUGACAGAGGGCAGGCGAUCUGAUUUCUUUAAUCACUUAAAGACUGUUGUUGACAGUCUAACAGCUUUGGCUUGGAUUGCCUACUCAGGCAAAGAUUGUGGUAUGAGCCUUCCUAUUGCGCAUGUGGAAGAAAGUUGGCAGAUGGCUGAAUUCUAUAGCAAUAAGGUUCUUGUUGAGUACAAAACAAAAGACCCAAAUCAUGUUGAGUGGGUGAAAGCUCUGAAGGAGCUGUAUCUAUCUGGUUUGAGGGAUUAUGUUAAGAGUUUCUACCCUCUGGGUCCAGUGUGGAAUCCCAGUAGUAAAACAGCGGUUUCUGCUCCUGUUUCCACAAAAGCUUCUCCACCGAGUGCCCCUGCCCCUCCACCUCCUCCACCAGCUUCUCUUUUCAGUUCUGAAUCUUCUAGUGCAUCAUCAUCACGUCCAAAGGAGGGGAUGGCUGCUGUUUUUCAAGAAAUUAAUGCAGGAAAAUCUGGCACAUCAGGUUUGAGAAAGGUAACAGAUGAUAUGAAGACAAAGAACCGUUCAGAUAGAACUGGUGUUGUUACCAGCGGUGAAAAAGAAGCUCACGUUGGUUCCCCUUCCUUCUCUAAAACAGGACCUCCAAAAUUGGAGCUUCAAAUGGGUCGCAAAUGGGUAGUUGAGAACCAAAUUGGAAAGAAGAACUUGGUUAUUGAUGACUGUGAUGCAAAACAGUCUGUGUAUGUUUUUGGGUGCAAAGAUUCUGUUUUGCAAGUCCAAGGAAAAGUGAACAAUAUAACUGUUGACAAAUGCACAAAGACAGGAAUUGUGUUCAAGGAUGUUGUAGCAGCUGUUGAGGUUGUGAAUUGCAACGGUGUUGAGGUGCAAUGUCAGGGUUCAGCGCCUUCAAUUUCAGUGGAUAACACAGCAGGCUGUCAAUUAUAUCUGAACAAAGAUUCUUUGGAGGCAUCUAUAACAACAGCCAAGUCAAGUGAAAUCAAUGUAUUGGUGCCUGGUGCUGGUCCUGAUGAUGAUUGGGUGGAGCAGGCAUUACCGCAGCAGUAUGUUCAUGUGUUUAAGGAUGGACAAUUCGUAACAUCUCCAGUCUCUCACUCUGGUGCGUAAUAUAGAAGUAAUACUGGGUUCCUACCUUUUCAGUAUUUUAUUUGCACGGAAGGUAGAGAAGCGGCUCUAGGGAUUGGAUUUUCUUGAUUCAUUUGAGGUUGGUAUUUAUGCAUGGCUUGUAUUUGUCAUCUGUUGGUUAACAUUGUCAUUAUUCUUUUGACUUUCCCGCUGUUGUAUCAAUUAGUAUUUGUAUCCUUCAUGGCCUUGACUGUGUUCGGUUUUGUGAGUCAUUGUCUCAGGUUUUUUUUCAGUUUUGUGGCAUUAAUAAACUUUGCUGUUUUGGGGUUGAU